AUGUUGAAUCCGCAGCACAAAGCUCGGCUGGAGCGCCGGAUGGUUGGCUCAACCAACCGGUGGCGUUUCUCCAAAAUGCCUUUCUCCGGGGACCUGCUGGCACUUUCCCAGAAGUGCAAGGCUUUGAGCGUAGACUUCGAUGAAGUUCUGAAGAACCCAGAAAGGUUAUGCAUUUCACAAAUUCAGCAACUUUUCUGUGAGAAAUUCAAGCACAACGACAUCCCAACUGGGGAGGCAGGUGUGAUUCUCGAGUGCCUGGGCUUCAAGUGGGAACUGCACCAGCCCCAGCUUUUCCAGUCCGAGACCUUGACCAAGCUUUACCUGGCGGCCCUGGUGCGGGGCGCCACGUACCCCCUGAAGGAACUGGAGAAGCUUCUGCGAGCUCAGUUGCCUGGGAAGACCAAAGAAAGAGACCCUGUGAAAAAGAUAAUCAUUUUCUUGAAGAUCAACGACCCGCAGGUCACUAAAGCUGCCUUCUCCAUGGCCCUGAAGAGCCUCUACCUGAGCGAGGUGGAGAUGAACGAGGACGACGUGCUGGGGGUUCUGGCGUCCGCUCACAUCCUGCAGUUCAGCAGCCUGUCUCAAAGGUGCGUGGCCAUGAUGAUGAACGGGCUGUCACCAACCACCAUCAAGAACUUCUACCUGGCAGGCUGCAAGUACAAGGAAGAGCAGCUCACCGCCGCCUGUGAGAAGUGGCUGGAGAUGAACUUGGUCCCUCUGGUGGGGACACAGAUCCACCUCCGGAAAAUCCCACAGGACCUGCUCCACAAAGUGCUGAUGUCUCCCAGUCUGUUCACCUUUAGUGAAUUUCAUCUUCUGAAAACAAUGCUCCUGUGGGUCUUCUUGCAACUGAACAACAGAGUUCAGACAAUUCCAAUUCAUGAGACCGUGCUGUCAUUUUUUACCAGCUUUUCCAAGGAAUGUUGCUUUCUGGACCGGGAUGUAGGACAGAGAUUGAUGCCGCUCUUCCGUUGCUUGCAUCUGCACAGCAUCACCAGAAGCAAGGAUCUGGAGCAGUUAAGGCACAUUAACCUUUUCCCAGAGUCAUGGCUGGUCCGGGUUGCAGCCAACCAUUACCAUGCAUUGGAGAAUGGGGGUGACAUGGUCCACCUGCAAGAUCUUAACACCCAUGCUGUGAGAUUCGGGCUGCUCUUCAGCCAGGAGCACACAACUCAUUCACAAACGAUUGCUAUGUACGGAUUCUUCUUUGAGAUAAAGGGAAUCAGACAUGAUACUACCUCUUACAGUUUUUAUAUGCAGAGACUAAGGCACACAGACCUGGAAUUCCCCGACCUGGGCUACAAGGACGGCCCCAUCAGCCUGAAAGCAGAGCGCUUGGUGAGAUACGAGAUCAGAGCCCAGACCCUGGUCGACGGCAAGUGGCAGGAGUUCGGGACAAACCAGGUGGUACACAAGUUUGGGCUCACCAAGUCGUCCCGCAAGAGCAACACCUUGAAAAUCCAAACUGUGGGCACCCCAAUAUAUGCAAGUUUUGCUUUCAUCUUCCCAGGAUCUUGACAGUUUCCAGAAGAAUCUAUGGGAUUUCUCCCCACCG
Molecule: messenger RNA, 1555 nt
Organism: Lemur catta (Ring-tailed lemur)
Lineage: Eukaryota; Metazoa; Chordata; Mammalia; Primates; Lemuridae
Gene: BTBD16
Product: BTB domain containing 16
Exons: 15
Coding region: 1-1518 (505 amino acids)
Molecular function (GO): protein binding
Source: RefSeq, a predicted model, not a curated record